Pygocentrus nattereri (red-bellied piranha) is the source of this 3242-nucleotide messenger RNA. RefSeq names its product beta 3-glucosyltransferase b (gene b3glctb). Gene Ontology annotation, molecular function: acetylglucosaminyltransferase activity. NCBI's taxonomy places the organism in Eukaryota, Metazoa, Chordata, Actinopteri, Characiformes, Serrasalmidae. Bases 162 to 1652 code for a protein of 496 amino acids. The transcript has 15 exons. The record is from RefSeq and is a predicted model, not a curated record. Gene Ontology annotation, cellular component: membrane.
AGGCCGCUGUUUACCCACUAUUCCUCUCAGCACCAUGGCCGGCUGAGUGAUGCCUCGGACAGACUGGCUAUUCGCGGCCGUGUGGAUGUGUGUUUCUGUUAUGGUGGCCACCCGAUAACAUAGACCAUAAACUGUGCCUUUACAGCGGUGAACGUGCGGCUAUGACCGAGCGCGGGGGACGCAGUGUCAGAUUUCUGUCCUGCUUUUUGCUCUCCUUUGUUCCUCUCUCCAGCUCCACCCAUGAUGUGACGGCAGGUGGCUCCAGAAAAACAGUGGACAGCCAAGUGCCUGUACAUCAGCUCAUCGCUCUCCGUGAUGUCGUAUUUGUGAUUCAGAGCCAGAGGAACUCCUACCACGCCCAGAGGGCAGAGCAGAGGAGAGCUCAUAUAUUCAGCCAAUCACAGAGCCUGAAACAGGGCUCACCAGAUGUCGUGUUUCUCCACGAGCUGUCAGAAUACGAUGGAAACUGGGGGAUUCUUCCUGCGUUGCCUCGGCUGGCUGAAGGCUACUGCCCGAGUUCGUCAUGGAUCUUCUUCCUGGAGGAGGAGACUGUGGUGGAUUUGGCCAGACUGCUGGGGGUGCUCAGCAAAUUCAGCUCGGGCAGGGAGUGGUUUCUGGGAAGGGCCCUGUAUGAUGCUGAAGCAACUAUCAUCCACCACUACGCAUUUUCGGACGAGCCGGCUGGUUUCGGCUACCCCGACUUCAUUGCUGGCUGGGCCCUCAGCUGCCCGCUGGUCAAGCGAUUAGCUGACUAUGUGAAACACGAGCCGCCCAAGUCGGAUUUCACCAUUGACCUUAAACACGAGAUUGCUCUGUAUAUCUGGGAGGAAGGAAGAGGACCUGCUUUGACUGAUGUUGGCGAGUUCUGCUCAGAACUGCAUGGAUCUCCCAACACCAGCCACUGUGCUUCUACUGUCAACACUUACCUGCCCAGCUGCGGGAACCCAGUGGAGAAAGAGGACCUCUUUGUUGCAGUGAAGACCUGUCAGAAAUUCCACCAUGAUAGAGUGCCAGUCGUGAAGAAAACGUGGGCGAAAGAUGCGGCGCUGCUGGAGUUUUACAGUGAUGUCACCGACCCAGCCAUCCCCACCAUUGACCUGGGAGUGCCCAACACAGAGAGGGGGCACUGCGGCAAGACGUUUGCCGUCAUGAGGAGAUUCGCUAGCGGAGAUGUGACUCGAGCGCCGUGGCUGCUUUUAGUGGACGACGACACGUUGAUCAGCUUGCCCAGACUACGGAGGCUCCUGCACUGCUAUGACCCCAGCGAGGCAGUCAGCGUCGGAGAGCGCUACGGCUACGGGCUCAGCCAGGGCGGCUACAGCUAUAUCACCGGCGGAGGAGGGAUGGUGUUCAGCAGAGAGGCAGUGCAGAGGAUCCUCUCCAGUGGCUGUGCCUGUUAUAGUCCAGACGCUCCAGAUGACAUGGUGUUAGGGAUGUGCCUCAAUACUUUAGGACUAUCAGUCACACACAGCCCCCAAUUUCACCAGGCCCGUCCAGACGAUUACCCCAAAGAGGUCCUGAUCCGCCAGAGCCCAAUCUCCUUCCACAAACACUGGAACGUCGAUCCGGUUGCCGUGUACCAGCAGUGGCUGAUGGACACUACGGAGCCAUUUCAGCGUCUGUUAGGGAGAGAGUUCAGGCAGGAACUUUAAGUGGGUUUGUAAACGUUGUGAGCAUAAAGUUUUGGAAAAUGAUGAUUUUAGUUGUACUUUUAACUUUAGACCUGGCAGUCAUUCAGCAAUCCAUUCAGCCAAUCAUGUGGGAGCAGCGCAGCACUUAAAACCAUGCAGACGCAGGUCGAGAGCUUCAGUCAUUGUUCACAUUAGUGAUGCACAGUCACAGUCGGAAGUCAUCAGUCAGUCAUUGUUUUCAUUUCCACAGAUCUGGUUUGUACUUUUAUAAUGUAAGUCAGGUAACUUUCAAUGCUGCUGUCAUGCCUGCACUAAAAUGUCGAAGCAUAAUUAUUCAUGACUAAUUGUGCUAAACAGCCCGUUCCCUCUUCAUUUGGCGUUUCAUGUUAAAGUGGCAGCUAAUUUAAAAUACAGCAUAAAUGCCAGUUUAGCUCAUUAAAGAGCACAUAAUGGUGUUUAUAGAGCAAGUUUGGAUAAUAAAUAGUGACAGAAGUGUGCUAAUGCGUUUCAUUCAUUCAUUUACCUCCACAUACUGUGUGCUUAGGAUGAAAUAAAGGGCUUAUAAAAAUCAGGCAAAAAAUGGCCAUCGGCCAAUUGGCUGUACAUAAAUGGAAUCUGUGAGAGAAGUUCAUGAUUAGUGCAUUUCUAGUUCACAUCAAUCAACAGAAUGGUGGGGAAAAUGUGAACCAAUUGACUUUGAGUGGCAUGGUUGUCGGUGCGGGACUGUAGUUCAUCCUUUGUCAGGAGCAGUUUGUCAGCUACCCGUUAUCCCAGUAGUCACCAACGCUCCUUCUGGUGAUCUCCUUUCCUGCAGCCUUCGGUUCCAAUCUAAAAUGCCACCUUCCAUCUGAUCCAUCCAACACUAAUCCAUUAGAUCCAGCCAGUCAAGGCCUGAAGAAGUUAGAUUGAGGUUGGAGGUCCAGGGUUGGUGACCACUGCACUCUACCCCAUUCCUCAGGUUAGGUUCUGACCACGGGUUAUUUGGGUAGUGGACCAUUCUCCCAGCACUGACUUUGACUCGAUGCAUUAGAAGCAUGCGUGAUGCUUGUAUUAGUGGUUUUGUCACAGAAUUUUUUUUGACGCUGAUCCAUUGGCCAAAAUUAUCCAGCCAAAAGUGAUUCUCUGGUCAGAAACUGACCACUGGGCAAGUGCAUAGUGUGCAUCAAAAGAUGUGCUGGAGUUUCUAACUAUACACCAGCAAGGUGAACCUUCAAAUGAAGUGUUUCUAAUAAAGUGGCCAGGAAAAAGUCAAUGCACUAGAGAACACCUGCACUGCACCAUCAGCAUAUGAAUCCAUUAACAGGCUGUUUGUGAACUUUAUGCAGGCCAGGUCUGUUAGAGCUGAACUUACAGGUCAGGCUUGUAUUUUUUUAAAACUGAUGAUAACGCCGUCUAGUUUUAUCUCCAUUAAGCUUCAGGCUCAUUACCAUUGUGCGGUGCAGUAGCUCUUAAACGCUUUGUCCAGAGGAAGCUGAUGUGCUCUGCUUUAAUGGGCUUCAUUUGCAUUUUUUUUGCUCAUCUCCAUUUUGCUGCUACGUUUCACUCAGUGUACGUGUCAUUAAAGAGGAAAGUCAUUGAGAUGUAAAUAAAGUCUAACGAUCGAAAACGAAA